Molecule: messenger RNA, 2306 nt
Organism: Engraulis encrasicolus (European anchovy)
Lineage: Eukaryota; Metazoa; Chordata; Actinopteri; Clupeiformes; Engraulidae
Product: zinc finger protein 449-like
Exons: 1
Coding region: 174-677 (167 amino acids)
Source: RefSeq, a predicted model, not a curated record
UGCUCCCCAGAUGACUUCAGCCCCCCUGCACCCAGUGCAUAGCCCAGGAAUAUGGUGUCCAGCUGCCUGGACCAGAGCCAAGGCUGGAGGAGGGAGACGACAUGGAGCAGUACCUCACCACGUUUGAGAGGCUGGCUGUGGCUUACCGUUGGCCACCUGCUGACUAGGCCAUCAUGCUGGUGCCCUACCUGACCGGUAGAGCGAGGGCCGCAUAUGUCAUCUUGGCUAAAUAUGAAAUUAAUGCUGAAGUGUAUCGCCAGAGAUUCAGAGACCCUGGCAUUCAGUCGACUGAGACGCCGAGAGAGUUUCACCAUCGCCUGAAAGACUUGUUUCAGAAGUGGAUCAAGCCUGAGCGAAGAACAGUGGAGGAGAUCGUUGACCUGCUCAUAUUGGAACAGUUCCUGCGCUCCCUGUCGCCAGAGGUACGGACGUGGGUGAAGGAGCACGACCCACGCACAGGAAGCAGAGCUGCUGAGCUGGUGGAGGCCUUUCUUGCUGCUCGACGUGGGUCUCAAGACUUCCGUUUCCAGCACAUGCGUCGGCCGGCUGAUGGGACUGCACCUGGGGCUGGUGGCAGUGAAGCUGGUUCGAGGCGCGGUGAGCAGUGGAGGGAUCCAAGCCGUGCUGCAUCUCCACCACUGCAAAGACCAUCUCAACCAAAGAAACUCAACAGAUGAACAAUCUCUAGGGGGGAAAUGCAUUGGCCACGGUGUAGUACGGGGGCGUUGCCUGAGGACACGAGUGGAUGGAAAAUUAACUCCCUUGCGCAUAGUCAUUGGUCAGUGGGUGCGAUGGAUACAAUUUCCAUACUCCCUUGCGCAUGGUCAGUGGGGGCGACACCAUGAUGGCUAAUUUGUGGCCAAAUUAAUGGCAGCUGUUGGUCAGCAGUAAUUGCUGGGGGUAAUUAAGGACAGCUGACAAACAUUCACGCUGUCCUAUGACCUGUUCCACACUCCGACCCUCGCGGAAGUGUCAUUGCAUGCUUCUCUGAUGCGUCCAAUACUGACCAUAGAAGAAGAAUAAAAUUUCCGUACUCCCCUCGCCAUCAUUUCAUACUACGCUGUUAUGACGUGAGUAAGCCCUCUUGUCUCAAGCCUCUUUGAUCUCAACCUACAGACCCGGCAGACACCAACUCUCCGUCACCAGUGAAGCAAGAGCUGAAGGUGUGUUACUUUUGUGGCCAGCUGGGCCACUUCAUCAGAUUCUGCCCGAGCAAGAGACGGAAAGGCUCUGGUAUGACUGCGGAGCCGACGUGUGGCUCUCCUGUGCAUCCAGGAGGGGUGCAAACCACAGACUUCGCCGCAGCCGCCGAAAACACCAAUGGGCUGUGCCACCUGAGCCAGACACAAGGCCUUGGUUACCGUGGGCUGCAGAAGGACUAAGCUGGGGCCCAGCAUUGCCCUCGUUCCCAGACCAAGGGUGGUGGACGUCUUAGCUCUCCACCACAGUGUCGAGCUGCCAGAGGUGGUGGGAAAUGUGAAAAAGGCAACCUGCUUUUUCACCGUUGGCAACUUCCCCCUCCCCAACUACAACAGGUAGCCUACCCUGACAAACAUUUCCAAACUCACUCGCGACUACCGGCACACACGCAAUUAGCGAAACGCAGACAUUCUUUCAUCCAUACACUCACAUUAGCCUACCAUCAUGCAUAUGCUGUUACUUACUCGGUUCCUCCGUAAUGACUUGUCACACAUUUCCACCGCAUAUUUCCAACACUUUGCACCUGCAUUCCCCACGACAUGACAAACACUGAUAGUACCCAGUUCCCUGUCCCCCACAUUCUGUGUUCCCCCAGGAAACCUGAGCUGACGGUUCCAGAAGACUUUUAAUGUUUGUUUUGAACUUGGGGAAAUGGACGAUUGGGGCAGUGGGAUGUUAAAUUUCUGAUGAUGAUUUUAGACCUGUUAAGUAUUCUAAAUGUAUAUAAUGUUGUAAAAUGAAAAAAGGGGGAAAAAACGAUUUUAUUGUCUUGUGCCAGGUGGCAAUUGAUGUAGUUUUUAACAAGGUAACAAAAGUUGGGUUAAUUGAAUGUAAUUUUGGCGUCAAACACCACCUGGCCAGGUAAUUAGUAGUCCUUUAACUAGGGAGUGUGUUUGCCACUCUUGAGAGAGAGAAUGAGGAGGAAGGUUGGUGUUUGUGCUGCUGCUGCUGCUGAGGUUUGCCUAAUCUUUGAACUGUAACUAUUUAUUAGCCGGUCCUGAACAACUCUCUGGUUGGUUUUUGUUUUCUUCAUUUUGAAAGUCUUUUGUUUUGUCACAUUUUGCGCACUUGUAAAUAAAGCCUCACUAGCACAAUUUCUGCAUCUG